GUUGAAGAGCUCACUAAGGAAAUCCGUAGUAGGAAGGAGAAAAAUACAUCUAGUAUAGAAGUACAAACAGAGGACUAUGUUGCGUGGUCACAAGCAGAUUAUUACUACUAUGAAAAUUAUUACAAUCACUCCGAUUCUCAGGAUUGUGCAUCUGAACUGCCGGUGUGGCACAAUCAUGGAACUGAAGGCACUGAGCACAAUUCCACAGAGGAAUCACAGACAGAUGCAAGUAUUCCUUUAAGGAUGGAUAGCGCUAAAGUUGCUAAAGAUGGAGAAGAGAAAAAUCUCAUCCAGAAUUCAAAGGAAGCAGAAGAUACUUCAGUACCAGAGAGUUCUUUGGCGGAGAGCUUGAGAGCUGCUGCAGAAGCUGCUGUUUCACAAACCGGAUUUAUUUACGAUGAAAAUACAGGAUUGUAUUAUGACCACAGCACUGGAUUCUACUAUAAUUCAGAAAAUCAACUGUAUUAUGAUCCAGCAACAGGAAUUUAUUACUACUGUGAUGUGGAAAGCGGCCGAUACCAGUUUCAUUCACGAGUGGAUCUGCAGUCCUAUCAGGCCUCUGGUGCUCAGCACACUAAGGAUAAAAAAGGAAAAAAGAAGAGAAAAGAACCUGAGUGGACUUCUACAAAUGAGCAUAAGGAUUUGGACACAGAUGAUUUCUGCUCUUCUAACAGUCUGAAUUGUUUUUCCACUACUGAGCAAGUAAGUUCUACUGAAGAAGAAGAGUCUCCAAAUAUAAGAAAAAAGACUAAAAUGGACACAAAACCACAGAGCAGUGUAACGGCCAAAGAAUCUAUUUCUGCAGACAGUGUAAAUUCAUAUUCACGCAAAAGCACACCAGAUACUGCAGCAUAUACAGAUGACAGUAGAACAGCAGACACAGAGAGUGAGCCAGAAGAAGGUGAAAUUACAGAUUCUGAGUGUGAAGCCUACAGCAGUGAGGACGAAGUCACAAGUGAAGAAACUGCUGGUUCAGAAGACUCAGAAAACGAAG
Messenger RNA from Mesitornis unicolor (brown roatelo), 994 nucleotides. RefSeq names its product angiogenic factor with G patch and FHA domains 1-like. NCBI's taxonomy places the organism in Eukaryota, Metazoa, Chordata, Aves, Mesitornithiformes, Mesitornithidae. The annotation marks the transcript as partial. The record is from RefSeq and is a predicted model, not a curated record. The transcript has 5 exons.